Molecule: messenger RNA, 2401 nt
Organism: Cheilinus undulatus (humphead wrasse)
Lineage: Eukaryota; Metazoa; Chordata; Actinopteri; Labriformes; Labridae
Gene: lrguk
Product: leucine-rich repeats and guanylate kinase domain containing
Exons: 21
Coding region: 1-2373 (790 amino acids)
Cellular component (GO): cytosol
Molecular function (GO): protein binding; GMP kinase activity
Source: RefSeq, a predicted model, not a curated record
AUGAAGGAAACAACGAGUCAACAGUUUUCAUCCGCAUCUCUUAGCAUCUGUCCCCCUGGGUCUUUUGGUGUUGCUGUCUCUGACGAGGUUCCAGAUUGUGAUGAGCAAGAGGAAAACGGCGAGAUGGAGGUAAAGCAGUUAACCUUGCUCCAGAGGUCUGGGGAAGUAAAACAACACAGCAAGAAGAAUGGUGUCUUAACUACUGAGAUGGUCUCCAGCUGUGUCCUCAACCUUGGUCACUCCGGGCUGCAGCGCUCAUACCACCAACUCUCUCUGCCUAACCGCAAUCUGAGUGACAUCUCAGUUUUAUGUAACUAUGUCUACCUUCAGAAGCUGGAGCUACCACACAACAAAAUCACUGAUUUAUCCUGUGUGAGCCACAUGCCCUCCCUUGUCAUCCUGGAUGUGUCUCAUAAUGAAAUCUCCAACUUCUUUGGAUUCCAGCCACCCAAGAAUCUUAAGGAAGUCAAUUUCUCCCACAACUGUAUGACAAAAAUGAAGGAUCUGUCAGCGUAUUCAUCUCUCAGUAAGCUGGAUCUGGACUACAACCAUUUCAGUGAGAUAACUGGUGUUGAGCAAUGUUGCAAGCUCACCUAUCUUAGCCUGGCUCACAACAAGAUCUCAAAGAUCAGUGGCCUAGAAGCUCUGCCUCUCACCCACCUCUGUUUGAGGGGGAACCAGCUGGAGAGGAUUGAAGGGUUGGAGAAUCUGAAAAGUCUGCAGGUUCUUGACCUGUCUAUGAACCACCUCACCAGUCUGUCUGGCCUCCAGAAUCUCCACCUGUUGGGUGCCGUUAAUCUGGAGAAAAACCUGAUAAGUGAAAUCCAGGAGUGCAAACACAUUCACAACCUUUUCCUGCUGAGGGAUCUUAACCUGCUGGAAAACCCUGUCCAGGAGCAGCUGGAUUACAGACUAGCAGUUGUCUUCCUCCUUCAACAUCUGACUCUGCUGGACCAGGAGAAAGUCACUGUUGAAGAAAAGGUGGCUUCUGUUAACAAGUAUGACCCUCCUUUGGAUGUGGUGGCAGCCAGGGACCACAUGAUGCAUCUGGUGUAUCAGCUGAUGCAGCCCCAAGUGCUCUAUGACAGCAGCACUUUGCCUAGUACAGACUCCCCAUACCCCAUGCUGGUUCUGACUGGUCCUCAAGGCUGUGGGAAGAGAGAGAUGGCACACAGACUGUGCCAGGAGUUCAGUGAAUGCUUUGCCUAUGGAACCUGUCACACCACAAGGGGGCCCUACUAUGGAGAGGAGAAUGGUAUUGAUUACCACUUUGUCAGUGAGGAAGAUUUCCAGAGUUUGACACACAUGGGUAAGUUUAUCCAGACCAUGCAGUAUGGGGGUCACAGAUACGGCCUGACCAGAGACACCAUAGAGGAUGUAGCCAGAGAGGGACUUGCCUGCUGUGUGCACAUGGAGCUAGAAGGUGUGUUUAGCCUGAAGAAAAGCUACUUCGAGCCUCGAUACAUCCUGCUCAUCCCCACCAAGGUGGAGAAAUACAUCAGCCAGCUGAAAAGCCGCAAUCUCUACACCAAAGCACAGAUUGAUACAGCAGUGUCACGUAUAGAGCUCUAUGCCUAUACCAACAGGCAACGACCAGGAUUCUUUGACAAUGUUAUCCCCAGUGACGACUGUGAAGAAGCCUUUGAGUCACUGAAGGGGGUGGUGAAGGAGUACCUGUUGCUAGAGGAACAGGAAGAAGGAGACAACAACAGAGUGUCCCCUGACAACACAUCCUUGGGUCAUGAUCCAGAGGAAAAACUGCCUUCCCCCCUGUCAAGGUCUACAUUGUGCUCUGCCACAGCUCUUGAACCCUCACAUUCAUCUUACAGGAACUAUUUCACCAAGAUUCAGGCAGAGCUCAGCCCACAGAAGAGCCCUGCUGAGUUAGCCUCCAUCGCGAGGCGAGAGCAGCUGGUGAGAGAAGCUCUAGUGGGGAAGAGUCCAGGGGCCUACAGCCAGCUCUUCAAAAGCUCUGCUCAAACAGCAACAUCACAAACGCAUAAUCAGGAUCCUGGGGGCUGUUUGAAUGAUGACAGCAGCUCGGAUGACUCUCGUGCUAGCUCAGCGCUCUCUGUACCCAGUUCAGCUGGGGCGUUAUCCGGCUUUGUACAGGUGCAAGAUGCAUCUGUCCUGGGACAAGCCGUGGAAACAUCUAAAGGUCAGACAUCUGAGGAUCCACCUCCUGGCACAGAUCAGCUAGAUUUGGUGGCAUCUCCCUCUUCAGAUCGACGCCCUGGAUCAAACGUUAAGCCCAUCCUGCCACCAAUACCUGCUGGGCGCAAGACCCCUGCAGCAUCCAGCCCAGCUCCUUCACCCAGACCCAGCCUGAGCACUGCAGUAGCAGAGGAAAGCAAUGCGGAGAAAGAGGACUAGCUGAGUAAAUAUGAAGAAUAGAUGCAAA